This is a messenger RNA of Lycium barbarum (goji berry), 1340 nucleotides long. Its product is annotated as lipid droplet phospholipase 1-like. The record is from RefSeq and is a predicted model, not a curated record. The coding region runs from base 129 to 1187 and encodes 352 amino acids. Lineage: Eukaryota; Viridiplantae; Streptophyta; Magnoliopsida; Solanales; Solanaceae. The transcript has a single exon.
CAUUCCAAUAACAAUUCCUUCUUAUCUUCAAAUGCAUGUUCCUCUCUUCCUUCCUGUUCUUCGUCUUCAUCGGCGUACUUUGACCCCAUCUGAGAUCAAAGCGUUGGAGACUAAGUGAAAGAUCACCAAUGGGCGUGGAGGAUGAUAAGGCUGAACAUCUUCUUGUUCUUGUUCAUGGCAUCUUGGCGAGCCCGAGUGAUUGGAAGUAUGCACAAGCAGAGCUAAAAACGCGGUUGGGAAGAAACUUUGUGAUGUAUGCAAGUUCAUGUAACACUUUCACCAAAACCUUCACUGGGAUUGAUGGAGCUGGAAAAAGGCUAGCAAAUGAAAUCAAGAUGGUUGUAAAGAAGCGAGACAAUACCUUAAAGAAGAUUUCCUUUUUAACUCAUUCUCUUGGUGGAUUGAUUGCAAGAUAUGCACUUGCUCUUCUUUAUACAUCAUCAUCAAAUAAAGGAUUGAUUGCUGGGCUGGAACCAAUCAAUUUUAUCACCUUGGCAACACCACAUCUUGGCGUGAGAGGGAAAAAGCAGCUUCCAUUUCUAUUGGGAGUUCCUAUCUUAGAGAAACUUGCAGCACCAAUUGCUCCCAUUUUUGUCGGUAAAACUGGUAGUCAGCUGUUCCUUACAGAUGGCAAACCCAACAAACCACCUCUUCUACUUAGAACGGCAUCCGACUGUGAUGAUGGUAAAUUUAUAUCAGCCCUCGGUUCUUUCAAAUCUCGCGUUCUUUAUGCCAAUGUCUCUUAUGACCAUAUGGUUGGUUGGCGUACAUCCUCUAUAAGAAGGGAGAGGGAACUUUUCAAGCCUCCUCGCCGAUCUUUGGAUGGCUACAAGCAUGUUGUAGAUAUGGAGUACUGUCCGGCCGUUCCAUCUGAAGGUCCUCAUUUCCCUCCUGAGGCAGCCAAAGCAAAGGAGGCAGCCCAAAAUGCAACCAGCAUGCAGACCACAUUGGAAUACCAUGAAAUUAUUGAACAGGAAAUGAUACUUGGCUUACAGCGGUUGAGUUGGAAGAAAGUUGAUGUUAGCUUUCACUCAGCGUUUUGGCCUUUCUUCGCUCAUAACAAUAUCCAUGUAAAGAAUGAAUGGCUUCACAAUGCUGGAGCUGGAGUAAUUGCUCACGUCGCAGACCACAUCAAGCAACAAGAGAAGCAACAGGAAUACUCCUUAUUUAUUACUGCUAGUUUGUAGCUUAGGCAGUUGUAAAACAACUGAUAUAGUUUAGAAAUGAAUUGACACUAGAGCUUGAUUCUAACUACCUACCUUACAAUAGCUACAACUGAGGCAACUGUAAUUCUGUUUUAAGUUGAUAUUAAAGAAAAUAACAUCAAAAAACUUCUUAGC